Molecule: messenger RNA, 372 nt
Organism: Racocetra persica
Lineage: Eukaryota; Fungi; Glomeromycota; Glomeromycetes; Diversisporales; Gigasporaceae
Source: the annotation of a GenBank genome assembly
AUGGGCAAUAAUAUCCAUGAAGCGGUGAGAGAGGAAAUAAUAAUACAUGAAGCUGAUGAAAAAAACAUGCAACUAAAUGCAAAAUAUACCAAAAUUGUCUUCGCACAGCAAUCCAGUUCAGAGACUUCAAACACUAUAAAUAGUAUCCUCUUAGCUUUUUUGAGUGGUUUAGUUGGUAGUAUACUCUUGAAACGGGUUUUUUUAACAAACACCCGAACAGAUAGAACAUCCUCUAUUGACUAUUUUUUAUCUUCUCAAGAAGUAAAAGAUAGAAUCAUUGAAAUGUUUGCUUUUGAAGCACAUGAUUAUAGUCACGAAUUCAUUUUGAAGGAUGUUAAUAAACAUCUUCCUUUGAAUUCAAGGCAAAUCUAA